Babesia bovis T2Bo is the source of this 2072-nucleotide messenger RNA. RefSeq names its product DEAD/DEAH box helicase family protein. The transcript has a single exon. The record is from RefSeq and is a predicted model, not a curated record. Gene Ontology annotation, biological process: rRNA processing. Bases 44 to 2056 code for a protein of 670 amino acids. NCBI's taxonomy places the organism in Eukaryota, Apicomplexa, Aconoidasida, Piroplasmida, Babesiidae. Gene Ontology annotation, cellular component: nucleus. Gene Ontology annotation, molecular function: nucleic acid binding; ATP binding.
CCAGGUCAUCGCUACAACCAAUACGCAUCAUUAACAUGAAAUAAUGGCUAACGACCAGGACCAAGAGGACGUCGAACUGACGUCCGAACGUUUCGAUGAGCUUGAUUUAGAUCAUAGAGCCAAACGCGUGUUGAAGGAUAAGGGUUACACAUACCUUACACAUGUACAGAGUAAAGUGUUGCCGCUGGCACUCAGUGGCAAGAAUCUUAUCAUACAGUCGCCAACGGGUUCGGGGAAAACUCUGUGUUUCCUUCUACCAGCAGUAAAGUUGCUUUACGAUGAAGGUUACUAUGGAGAGUUGCCGUCUGAUGCAUCACUACUGGGAUGCAUAUGCCUAGCAUCUACCAGGGAGCUUGCAACGCAAAGUGCCAUACAGAUGGAUGACCUUUGUAAACCAUUGGGUAUAAGAGCAGGGUGCUGUAUCGGCGGUAUACGCGACAAGUUUGAUAAAGGUAAUGCACGCAAGCUGCAAAUAUUAACUGGUACACCGGGCCGUGUACUGGCGUUGCUCUCGAAUCAAUCGAUUAGUGAUACUGGUAAUGUUAAGUUAUUGGUACUUGAUGAAGCUGAUCGGCUGCUGGAUAGUGGUUUCAGAAACGACAUACUGGAUAUAAUGGGAUAUAUGCCACCCAGUACACAAAUAUUACUAUUCUCGGCUACAAUUAAGUCGUCUCUAAAAAACUUGUGUGAUAGUUUGCUUCAAGGGAAAGAAUAUGAGUUCGUCUGCCUAGGUUCAGAUGCAGCUUUACUAUCAGCCGACAAGCUACGACAGGAAUAUAUAUUGGUUCCGAUGAGUCUCAAACUGCCUGCACUUUUCCAUCUACUGAGCAAGAAUCAAAACAAACGCUUUAUAGUAUUCCUAGCAACGUGUAAGCACGUUAGACUGGUUUUCGAGGUAUUCAAAAGACUGAUCCCUGCAGUGCCAAUGACGGAGUGGCAUGGUAAACAAAGUCAACUUAAACGAAAUGAACAGUUCACUCGAUUUGCAGCAAAGCAAAAUAAUGGAUGUAUUUUUACUACUGAUGUAGGAUCACGUGGAGUUGACUUCCCAGCAGUGGAUUACGUAGUACAGCUGGAUAUACCAGACUCUGUCAACACAUAUACGCAUCGCGUGGGCCGUACCGGUAGGUUGACCGUGGAAGGAACGCGCAGCUUUGGUAUCGCAUUCUCUAUAAUUAGUGAAAAUGAAGCAUCAUUCGUGGAACAACUCAAAACAUCUGGAGUGAAGUUGCACAACCUAACGAAAUUGCUAUUGCCGUUCCUACAACGCAAGGAAAACUAUGUCCUACAAAAACUACAGGCCUUAAUGGCAAAGGAAGCCUGGAUUAAGGAAAUCGCACAACGCGCUGUUAUAUCAUAUAUGCGCUAUCUAUCCACGCGUAAAUCUGUUACACUCUCCGGUGCUGAACUCGUUGAAUCUGUGCAGCAAAUGGCAUUAGCCAGCGGAUUGCCAUCAGCACCCCAAAUAACUGUAAAUGACAAUACUAGCGAAAAGCCUUCGAAGCUCUCGAAGCUAAAGGAAAAGAUAAAAGCCAAGAAACAGCUGUCUAAUGAAACAAAGGUGGACAUCGCAAGUGAGUCUGAUGUCAGUAGUACUGUCGUGGAUUCGGAUGAAUCGUCCGAUGAAUCUGACGCUGACACGGAUAAUAUACUCACACGUGUUGGAACUGAUGCAGUGGAUGACGACCUGAAACAUUACAUAGAACAAAAGGCAACAGAGGAUAACGAAGAUGUAAAGCUGAAAGCCAACCUAGCAUCAACAAGGAAGAAAUUCCGAUUAAAUAGGCAUGGUGUUGCUAAACUACGUGGUGUGGAAACAAUCAAACAAACUGAACAGAAGCAUGUGGUGUUUGAGGCAGACUCAGAUGAAGAAGUUGAGGAUGAGCGAUAUCAAGAUGAGGUACCUACACUAGUAGAUAUAUCAACAGAGAAGAAGGCAUAUAUGGAACGACUGAACGCACAGUUAAAGGAGACUGCAGCACACGAUCAAGAAUGGGAAGCUCGGCGCAGAGCAAUAAAGCGUGCCAAGAAGCUUAACAAACCACUGCCGAUAUAAUUAUCUGUUAAUCGUU